AUGAGAUUUACGCAUUCUUUGGCGACGCUUGUGCUUGGAUCUUUGGCGUCGUGCGGUAGUGUCAAGUUGUUAGCGCAGGACAUCAAUAGCCAUGAGUCUCUGGCGAUUGGGACCUUGAACUACGACGAGGACACGCUGCGUGCUGAGAUGGUUGACUCCAUUGACGAGCUGCCGCAAGGGUGCUACCGUCUUGGUGUGCAGCAUGGCAUGUUCUUCAAGGGGUACGGGUACGAUGAGCUGGAGAGCCCAUCAGGGUAUGACGUUACACUCACCACCACGAUGGAUGGCGAGAUAUUUGAUAUUUCGUUCACGAAGAGCUCAAAGAGGGGGCUGACGCCUCAUGUCAAGCAGGUCACGCCGGGCCCAUGGCCCUUGAUCACGUACCAGAAGGAGACUGCAACCGCCCAGCAGGAAAACACCGAGGAACCUGAGGAAGCCGCCCCACAAACGUUUAUGCAAAAGUACUGGAUGUACAUCCUACCAGUGGGGAUCUUUUUGCUCUUAUCGAUGGGAGACCCACCGGCAAAGAACAACCAGCAGAGGAGCGAGAUUGAAAGAUUGAACAACUGA
Molecule: messenger RNA, 570 nt
Organism: Williopsis jadinii
Lineage: Eukaryota; Fungi; Ascomycota; Saccharomycetes; Phaffomycetales; Wickerhamomycetaceae
Exons: 3
Coding region: 1-570 (189 amino acids)
Source: RefSeq, a predicted model, not a curated record